This is a messenger RNA of Saccostrea cuccullata (small rock oyster), 2781 nucleotides long. RefSeq names its product F-box/WD repeat-containing protein 5-like. The record is from RefSeq and is a predicted model, not a curated record. Lineage: Eukaryota; Metazoa; Mollusca; Bivalvia; Ostreida; Ostreidae. The transcript has 8 exons. Gene Ontology annotation, biological process: protein ubiquitination. Gene Ontology annotation, molecular function: protein binding. The coding region runs from base 45 to 1538 and encodes 497 amino acids. Gene Ontology annotation, cellular component: Cul4-RING E3 ubiquitin ligase complex; SCF ubiquitin ligase complex.
CGAGGAAGCGAACGAUUAAAUAUUAAGAUAUUUUCUUUUAAUUGAUGGAAAAAAAGAAACAUAAAACUAUAUCUGAAUAUAGUCAGAGGAUCGACAGUACGGACAGGAAUGAUUGGCAACAUCUGACAGAUCCAGUCCUACUGCACGUUUUCUCUUAUCUGGACAAAAAUGAGUUAAACAGCGUGUGUAGAACGUGCAAGAAUUGGCAUCGAAUAGCCCAGGAUGAAAGCUUAUGGAAAGAAUUAACGUACAGGAAUUUAGGAUGUCGUUACCCUCGGCAUGACGUCAGCUGGAAAUCGGAAUUGAAGCGGCUGACUUACCAUGCCCCCAACCAUCUUCAUCAAACGUGUGAGGGUCACGUGGAUAAAAUUUACUACGUCUGCUUUUCUAACAGCGGGAAAUUGAUAGCUACCUGUGGAGCAGACGGUAUUGUGAAGGUAUGGAAAUAUGGUCACACCACGGCGCUUUUACACUCCCGUCAAGUCGUGGAUCCGCCGUCGUAUGCCAACUACGUGGAGUUCAAUGAAGCUGAAACGCAUCUAAUCAUGAACUGUAUGAUGAGCGUGAGAGAGGAGGAGGAAUUACAAGCCGCACUGGCCGUGCUCGCCAUUGAAAAAGGGCUUGCAGUGGUGGCGGCGAGGCAUUCGUGGUUCCCUUAUUUUAGAGGAACUUGGCUCACUAACGACACUUUCCUUUUAGCCGAUGUGUCGACGUACUUUUUCUCCAAUGAUAAUGUGAAGUUAGCCAGUUGUACGUUCUAUGAGGAAGAAUUAGAAAACCCGGAACUUUAUAAGCGUCCUCUUGUGGAAAAUCUAACGGAUGACAAUGUGGAAUUACGGAGUCUAUUAGAAAUGACAAACGAUGGGUAUCGACCCCAUUUAGUGAAGGUCAUUGAGUGGUCAAAAUGGAACCGAGAUUCUCCAGUCGAACGCGUGGAGACUUCCCGUCCAGGGGAUAGGGUGGUGAUUAUCUACCAACAGAGUCUGGAGUGGGAUAUCGUUCACAGACUGGUGUUUUAUAAAGUGGACAUAGACUCUGAGACCCCCAGUGUUACAGAACCGAUCAAAAUAAUAAUGACCAACAGCGAGUGUGUGGGAGUCAAUCUCUCAGCGGAUCACAGGUAUGCAGUGUACAACUCAAGAAGGUUUUGUAUAGACGGCUGGUACGAACAAGAUGUCGACACAAUUGUGAUCAAUUUAGCAAACAUUGGAGAAAAACCGGAGGUGUUUGAAGGAAACAAAUCUUUAGAACAGUCAGCUAAACUAUUUUACUUUUUCCCUAGCAUUUCUUCUGAUUUCCUUGCAAGCGGAUCUGAACAAGAUGUUGCUUUUCUUUGGGAUCGUCAUUCGAAACAAGUGAUCGCUACAUUACCUCACACACUUCCGGAUGCGAAAGAUGGAGUGGGUGCUGUUGCCUUUCAUCCACAUGAUCCGGAAGUCUUAAUUAGCGUAGCAGAUGAUUGCAGAGUUAGGAUUUGGACGUCCAAAAACAGGGAAAGACAAUUUAAGCUGCAGAGUGAUAUACCAAACUGUGAAUAAUAUAUUCAUAUUACAUAGUGAUAUUAAUUAAUUUAAAUGAAAACUUGUAAGCAAUUAAGUCAAAAAUAUCACAAAUGUUAUGCAUUUUUAACACAGGCACUUGUUUCAUAUACAGGACAUCCCCUACUUAUUAUAAGUAGUUGUACCCCUUAUACGAAACAAGUGCUAAAAAAAGAAGUGGUACCCUUAGUGGUAAAAAUAAGUAGUGGUACCCCGUAUACGAUACAAGUCCCUGUGCGCCGUAUGCCAAGGGCAUAUGAGGAGAGUAGCGUAUCAGAAACCUUUGGCUAGCGAAGAUGAUUUUACCGCAAUUUUCAGCAAAUAAGAUGUCAUUAUAGUAGAGUAUUUUAUUGCCCCCGUAAUCGAAGAUUCGAGGGUUUUAAUUUUAUUCCCUGUCCGCCAUUCUGUGUGACCGCAAAGCAAAACCUGUAACCGUGUCCAAAACUUUUGAGUGGGAGGGACUAUGGCUACCAUAUUCACAGAUGUACUUCAUGUGAUAUCACCUUUCUUUUGGCAUCACAUUUGACUACGAGACCUUGGAGUUUGACUCACUUUAACAAGAAAUUUCGGGUUCUUAACAUAGCCAUAACUUUGAAUAUUUACACCCCGCUGCGAAGGAGAGGGGUACUAUACUGUUGUACCCUCAUGUGUCCAUCCGUCUGUGUGUCUGUCCGUAACAAAUUUUUGAUGGCAGUUUUCUAAGUGUGUUCUAUAACAUCUAAUGAAAGAUCUGAAUUUAUGUUUGAAUUAUCAGACGAAUACAAUAAUGUUUUCACAAAUUUUGUCAGUUUAAAUGAGUACGAUUAUUUACUUGUCUGUUCUUAGGGGUACCCGCGACCAAGUCUUAUUCAAAAAGAAGUUCAUGUUAAAAUGUUUUUCAUUUAUAGUUUUUAGUAUAGCCACUUACAACGAUAAUUUGUAUGAAACACAAACAUGAGGUUGUCCUUUUUAUGUUUUCAUACAGCGAAUUGUAUAUACAUUUUCUUUUUAGAAAUUCUCAUUGAUGUAGUAUAUAUACUAGUAUGCUGUAUUUGACGUGUUGUAAUUCAAAUCUCCAAAUGGAGAAAAUAAUGAGUAAAUAAAUGAAUGAAUGAAUGAACAGUAACUUUGAUGUAAAGAUUCUCUAAUUUGUUUACAUCAUAAAAAUGCCUCUUAUAGUUUUAAAACACUUGUCUUUUAUUUACUUUAAUUGUGUAGGUUAAUAUUUUAAAAAUAUCCUUCUAUUACAAAAAUGGUCUCCAUA